This is a messenger RNA of Crotalus tigris (Tiger rattlesnake), 3743 nucleotides long. It is a transcript of the gene GDI1, whose product is annotated as GDP dissociation inhibitor 1. The transcript is spliced from 11 exons. The record is from RefSeq and is a predicted model, not a curated record. NCBI's taxonomy places the organism in Eukaryota, Metazoa, Chordata, Lepidosauria, Squamata, Viperidae. Gene Ontology annotation, molecular function: Rab GDP-dissociation inhibitor activity. Gene Ontology annotation, biological process: small GTPase-mediated signal transduction; protein transport; vesicle-mediated transport. Gene Ontology annotation, cellular component: cytoplasm. Bases 109 to 1452 code for a protein of 447 amino acids.
UUCUUGAACGGGACUCGUUUCCGGCGGAGGGAUCCAGGGAGGCUACGGGUGCCGCGGCCCAUCUUGGCUCCUCUCGGGGAGGGGGGAGGCGGCUGUGCAGCCGGCACCAUGGACGAGGCCUACGACGUGAUCGUGCUGGGCACCGGCUUGACCGAAUGUAUCCUUUCGGGUAUCAUGUCUGUGAAUGGCAAGAAGGUGUUGCACAUGGACCGAAAUCCAUAUUAUGGGGGUGAGAGCUCAUCGAUUACUCCCCUGGAGGAGCUUUACAAACGCUUCGAAAUUACAGAGGGGCCCCCUGAGUGCAUGGGGCGUGGCCGGGACUGGAAUGUUGAUCUUAUCCCCAAAUUCCUCAUGGCCAAUGGACAACUUGUGAAGAUGCUACUAUAUACAGAGGUGACACGCUACCUAGAUUUCAAAGUGGUGGAGGGCAGCUUUGUCUACAAGGCAGGAAAGAUUUACAAAGUGCCAUCGACAGAGACAGAAGCACUGUCUUCCAAUCUCAUGGGCAUGUUUGAGAAACGACGCUUCCGCAAGUUCUUGGUGUUUGUGGCAAACUUUGAUGAGAAUGAUUCAAAGACCUUGGAGGGAGUGGAUCCUCAUGUCACUACCAUGCGCGAAGUCUACCGACGCUUUGACCUUGGUCAGGAUGUCAUCGAUUUCACAGGACAUGCAUUGGCUCUCUACCGCACUGAUGACUACUUGGAUCAACCUUGCUUGGAAACCAUCAAUCGCAUAAAACUGUACAGUGAAUCCCUGGCCCGCUAUGGGAAGAGCCCCUAUCUCUACCCACUGUACGGCCUCGGUGAGCUUCCCCAGGGCUUUGCCAGGCUCAGCGCUAUCUAUGGUGGCACCUACAUGCUCAACAAACCAGUAGAUGAGAUUGUCAUGGAAGGUGGCAAGGUCAUUGGAGUCAAAUCGGAAGGAGAGGUGGCACGCUGCAAACAGUUGAUCUGUGAUCCCAGCUAUGUGCCAGAUCGAGUGCGCCCAGCAGGGAAGGUUGUGCGCGUCAUCUGUAUUCUGAGUCACCCCAUCCGUGGCACCAGCGAUGCUAAUUCCUGUCAAAUUAUCAUUCCCCAAAAUCAAGUGGGACGGAAAUCUGAUAUCUAUGUCUGUCUCAUUUCCUCUGCCCACAAUGUGGCUGCCCAGGGCAAGUACAUUGCUAUUGCCAGCACUACUGUAGAGACAGACUCUCCUGAGAAUGAAGUGCAACCAGCUCUUGAACUGCUUGAACCCAUUGACCAAAAGUUUGUGGCCAUUAGUGAUAUAUAUGAACCCACUGAUGAUGGAACUGAAAGUCAGAUAUUCUGUUCACGGUCAUAUGAUGCCACCACCCACUUUGAGACAACAUGUGAUGACAUCAAAGACAUUUACCGGCGCAUGGCUGGGGCUCCAUUUGAUUUUGAAAGCAUGAAACGGCGCCAGAAUGAUGUCUUUGGCGAGAAUGAGCAGUGACCAUUUCCUUUCCUUUUUCCCUGAGCCCCACACUCCCUGUUUUUUUCCCAUGUAAGGGACCACACUCCCAGCUAGGGACUGGCUUAAUUCCCACACCUCACUGAGAUUGGCUCUUCCUCCAGAUCCUCAUUUAGGCUAUGCCAGAUGUCUAGUAACUUAUUUCCAUGGGAGGGGAAAUGUAGAAUAAUUUUUCUCUGCUGCUGGAUUUUUUUUUAUUAUUGCAUACAAGAAUAAGAUAACCCUCUCUCCAGGACUGAGGUUGGAUCAAGUUAAUGCAAUCUCAGUCCUUUGAAGACAAACCUCUUUCAGUUUUUCCAGUGCCUAUAGGGAUUUGGGUCCAUAUUAUGUAUUACAUACAGUUGCCUGGAAUUGAAUUCUGCCCCCUCCUAGGAAAAAAGCACCUUUGGAGACAGGAAAUUCUGCCUGCUUUUCUGUUGCAACUUCUUUCUCCCUGUGGUUUCCAUCAAUAUAAUAAGCAAAGGCAGAAUUAAGUACAUCUAGUUUUCAUUGUAGGUCGCUCCAUCACUAGUCUAUUCUAACUGAAGAAAAGAAAAACAGCCACUGGGUUUUAAAAACAUGCAUGAAAUAUAUAUUUUGGCCUUAAUUCUUGCUAUUGAUCUCCAACUGUUACCAUCUGUUCACCUUUCUUCGUGCGGUUUCCCACUGUUUCCCCUCCAUUUGUUGGCGUUCUCAUCUCUGCCAUCUGUGCCCCUCUUAACUCCUCUGAGCCUUGCAUUUCUCCCUUCCUGUGCAUAGUGAAUUGAUUUGCUGCUUAACUUGCAAUGGACCAUCUGGGACCAUAUCUUGCCAUAUGUAUAAUCAGUUUUUCUUCAUUUUCCCAUUUUUUCUGAUCAUGAUGUGAAGCUGCAUUCCUCUGUUUUGAGAGGAGACUGGAAUUGUGUGAGGAUGUGGGGGCACAAAGAGCCAUUCUGAACCAUUUCUUCUAUAAAUGCUGCCCUUGCAGCUGGUCCCAUGUCCCUCACCUUGCACCUGAGAUUCCCACAGGCCUCUCUGUUUGUCUUGCAUCCAUUUUGUUCCCUCAACUCCUUUUAGUUUCCUUAGCCUCAAAAACGUGAGAAGAUUUGUAUUUGUAUGUGUGUAUGUCUCUCUUGUGUGCUGGAUAUAGGGACAGGGAGACGAUUCUGUCCCUUUCCACUUGCUGCCACCUGCUGUAACUUAUUGUAACUUAUUAAUGAAGCAGGUUAAUUUUUUGUUGGCACUUCUGACAAUUAAUGAGGUUUGGGUGGGGGUUAGGCUGUGGCAUGAGUACAGAGGCCUGGGGCCUAUCCUUCAUUAGAGCCUUCCUUCCUUCUGAAGCCAACUUUACGGUUAACAAUCUGUCUGUAACUCUAGGGGAUUGUGAGGAGUCAGCUCUCUCCAACCCACAACUGCUCAGUUGUCUCAAGAUAAUAAAUUUACUUAGUCUAGCCCUGGCUCUUGUCUGAUACCAUUGCUGCAGAGGAGGGAUGAGGGGAGUAAAGUCCAGGCUUAACUCACACUAGUGAGAGAAAAGAGACCACAUCAAAUUCAGGAAAUGGAAGAAAGAUUAAAAAAAAAAAUCAGUGAAGCACCUCAAUUUGGUUAUGUAAUUUUUCUGAAGAAGUGGCAGUUAUAAUAUCCAGAAAGUUUUGAAUGAUAAAAAUGUACUAUUUUGCAUAGCUGAUUCUGGCUUCAGACUGUCGGAUAAUGCGCCUUUGUUACUGUUGAAGUCUUAAGACAAGGAAGUGAUGCUAAGAACAAGACAGCAUGGGAAUAUAUACAGAUUUGUAUUACCAGAUCUCUCAUUUUCCCUACACCAGACUAUUGGAAAUUGUGCUUGAAUCCAACUGGCUUACAAGAAUUGAAAGACUAGUCUGCAUCCAUUUUCUUAGUCCACAUAGAACACCAAGGUCCAAAAGCUUAGAAGAGGAUUUGGAAAAAGUCUCAACUCUUGUGGUACUCUAUAUCUAAUUAGACUACUUCAGUUGUAUUAGUUUUAAUAUCAAAUUAGUACUGCUGCUGCCACCGUUUUAACAAUAUUUAAUCUAAUUGAUUUAGAUCUUUUUCAAGUGUGUAUGGAGGCAAGGCUAAUGUUCCACUUGUGAACCAAUACUGGAAGUAGUUCUUAACAUUUUCUUUGCCUGAUUCUUCUUUACAAAUAGAAUCUUGAAGUUCUAUUUUUCCUGCAGAUCCCUCCUACAACUUUAAGCUCUUUUUGUGUAAUUAUCCUUCCCUCUAGCUAUACAGUUGUAAAACCUGGAUAGCAAUUAAUAAAAUAACCAGGAAGGCAUUUCAAGGUGUCUUCCACUGAA